AUGGACCAAGUUGCCCCGUUCAGCCCCGUGUCGCUACUGCUGUCAUGGAAAUCAUGGGCAUUCUUUCUUAUAUCUUACGUGAUGGGCGUUUGCGUCUACAAUCUAUAUCUUCAUCCUCUUGCUGCCUACCCUGGCCCUUGGUACGCGCGUGUGAGCAGACUCUGUGUUUGCUAUCACCUCUUCAUAGGAGACCUCCAUCUCUGGACCAAAUCACUUCACGAGCGAUACGGUCCGGUUGUGCGGCUGGCUUCCGAUGAACUGUCAUUCAUGACCGCCGAUGUUUUGAAAGACAUCUAUGGACACCGCGCCGGAAAGCCCGAGAACGAGAAGGACAUCUCCUACCGAUUCGACCCGAAACCAGAGCAUGCCAGUAUCGUCAAUGCCGACAGAGCGCGGCAUACGCAGCUCCGUCGGCUUCUGUCCAAUGCCUUUUCGGAUAAAGUUCUCCAGGGACAGGAGCCCGUCAUUCGAAAAUACACGGAUCUCUUGAUCACCAAACUCAGCGAGAGAUGCAGACAGGGAGAUUCAACCGUCGACCUGGUCAACUGGUACAAUUUCACCACAUUCGACAUCAUCGGCCACCUCGCCUUCGCCGAGUCGUUCAACUGCCUCGAGUCCACCGAAUACCACGCCUGGAUCAGCCUUACCCUCGCCUUGCUCAAGAACAUCGCCAGGUCACGCAGCGUCCUCCGCUUGGAUGAAAAGCUCGCGCCUCUCUUCAUGCGGCUCUCGGCCCUCCUCAACCCCUCUCUUCCCAAGUGCCACAGAGAGCUCUACCGGCUGACGCAAGAGCUCGUGGCGCGCCGCCAGGCCCGCAACCCCGAGUACACGGACUUCAUGACUCACCUGAUCGCCGCGCAGGAAAAGGGGCAGCUGAUCCAGGAAGACCUGCACAGCAACGCGCCCGUCAUCGUGGUUGCCGGCAGCGAAACGACGGCGACGCUGUUGAGCGGCGCGACCUACUACCUCCUCUCACACCCGGAGGUCCACGAGAAGCUCAAGAAAGAGGUGCGCGGGGCCUUCAACAGCGCCGAUGAGGUGACGAUCGAGCGUACGGGCAGCCUGCCCUACCUUCUGGCUGUGCUGGAUGAGAGUCUGCGUCUCUAUCCGCCUGGCUCCAACCCGCAUUUGCGCCGCACGCCGCCGGCGGGGGCUGUUCUGGGCGGCAAGUUCGUUCCGGGGAACACUGCGGUCGGUAUGAAUCAGUAUGCUUUGCACCGGAGCAAGGACAACUUUGCCCGAGCGGAGGAGUUCAUUCCCGAACGCUGGAUCGACCGAGACCAGGAACCGUGGAAGAACGACCGCAGAGAUGUCGUCCAGCCCUUCUCGUUCGGGCCGCGGAACUGUAUUGGAAGGAACCUUGCGUACAUCGAAAUGCGCCUGAUUCUUGCCAAAGUAUUGUGCACUUUCGACAUGGAACUGGCUCCCGAAACCAAGAAGGAUUGGCUAUCCCAGAAUGUUUUCGUUGUUUGGGAAAAGCAUCCUCUGCUGGUGAAUAUUAAGCUGGCGAAGGACAUUUAG
Diplodia corticola is the source of this 1521-nucleotide messenger RNA. Its product is annotated as cytochrome p450. The record is from RefSeq and is a predicted model, not a curated record. The coding region runs from base 1 to 1521 and encodes 506 amino acids. The transcript is spliced from 4 exons. Gene Ontology annotation, molecular function: oxidoreductase activity, acting on paired donors, with incorporation or reduction of molecular oxygen; iron ion binding; heme binding. NCBI's taxonomy places the organism in Eukaryota, Fungi, Ascomycota, Dothideomycetes, Botryosphaeriales, Botryosphaeriaceae.